This is a messenger RNA of Pseudopodoces humilis (Tibetan ground-tit), 1416 nucleotides long. NCBI's taxonomy places the organism in Eukaryota, Metazoa, Chordata, Aves, Passeriformes, Paridae. The record is from RefSeq and is a predicted model, not a curated record.
AUGGCCAUCAACUGGAAGGUCUGCUUGCUCAGCCUCGUAUUGCUUCCUGUGGUUGCAGCAACUCAUUCCAACUGCAUCAUUAAAAAGGAGCAAGAGACUUGUCUGGAGAAGAUCCGGAGGGCGACGGCCCUGAACCCUCUCAAUGACUCCUCUCCAGGUUGCCCAGGAAUGUGGGACAAUAUCACAUGCUGGAAACCUGCAAGUGUGGGGGAAAUUGUCUUUGUCAAGUGUCCUGCACUCUUCAGAUUUAUCAUCUCUGAGGAUGGUUGGGAAGUGGAUAAUUUGGGGCAAACCCAUGCAGGUGAUUAUGACCUGCUGGAAAGCACAGCUCAGUCUCUCCUAGGGGACAUCAGCAGGAAUUGCACUGAAGAUGGCUGGUCUGAACCUUUCCCUCAUUAUUAUGAUGCCUGCGGCUUCGAUGAGAACGAAACAGAGUCUGAUAACCAGGAUUACUACUAUCUCUCGGUGAAGGCGCUGUACACGGUGGGAUACAGCACCUCCCUGGUUUCCCUCACCACUGCCAUGGUCAUCCUGUGUCGCUUCAGAAAGCUUCACUGCACUCGGAAUUUCAUCCACAUGAACCUUUUUGUCUCAUUCAUCCUCCGUGCAAUAUCUGUGUUCAUUAAGGAUGGGGUUCUUUAUGCUGAGCAGGAUGGAAACCACUGUUUUAUCUCCACGGUGGAAUGCAAAGCAGUGAUGGUGUUUUUUCACUACUGUGUCAUGUCCAACUACUUCUGGCUGUUCAUCGAGGGGUUGUACCUCUUCACCUUGUUGGUGGAAACCUUCUUCCCGGAGAGGAGAUAUUUCUACUGGUACACGAUCAUCGGCUGGGGUACCCCAACAAUCUGUGUCACUGUCUGGGCAGUGCUGAGGCUUCACUUCGAUGACACUGGCUGCUGGGACAUGAAUGACAACACUGCCUUGUGGUGGGUGAUCAAGGGCCCCGUGGUUGGGUCAAUAAUGAUAAAUUUUGUGCUUUUUAUUGGCAUAAUUGUGAUACUUGUGCAGAAACUCCAGUCACCUGAUAUCGGGGGCAAUGAAUCCAGCAUUUACUUGAGACUGGCUCGCUCCACCCUGCUGCUGAUCCCUUUGUUUGGAAUUCACUACACGGUGUUUGCCUUUUCUCCUGAGAAUGUCAGUAAGCGGGAGAGGCUGGUGUUUGAAUUGGGACUGGGAUCCUUCCAGGGUUUUGUUGUUGCUGUUCUCUACUGCUUCUUGAAUGGGGAGGUGCAAUCAGAAAUAAAGAGAAAAUGGAGGAGCUGGAAAGUCAACCGGUAUUUUGCUGUGGAUUUCAAACAUCGCCAUCCUUCUCUAGCGAGCAGCGGAGUGAACGGGGGGACACAACUCUCCAUUCUGAGCAAGAGCAGCUCUCAGAUUCGGAUGUCCAGCAUAAAUGCAGAGAACCUGGCGACAUGA